AUGGAAAGUUUGCGGGCUGGCUUCUCGGCCGCUCUGCGCCUCGGUGGCCGCCCGCACCCCGAGUGGAAGUGCUGCCAGGUGAUAUUUAUGCCCAUAUCUUCACAUCCGCUAUCUCAGGUCCCUUUAAAUGAAUACUUCAGGGAUUUUGAUGCCACUUGUUGGCAGACCAAAUGGCUUUUCCUACGCAAGCGGCGCCUGCAGCCGGGGGACGGACAGCACCGGCGUUGGCUCAAGGCCGCCUUGGCGUCGUGGCCAGCGCGGGCUGGGCGCUGCCCCGUGGGGCCGGGGGUCUUCGGGCUCGGCCGGGGGCAGAUGCUGACCGUCACCUGCAAGCGGUUAAAUGACGAAAGCCGCUACUGGCAGAGGCUGAAAGAGCAGAUCGGGAGGCAGGCGGAGCUGGCGGGCAUCGCCCUGGAGGCCAAGGACUUGGACCGGCUGGCCGAGAGCCCCGAGGCGCCCCGCAUCGUGGGCCGGGACCUGGAGGAUCUCAAGGCCAAGCAGCACCUGGCCGCGGCCCAGGCGUGCCAGCGGCAGCUCCUCGACCUGGAAAUGCAGAUGGCGGAGCUGCACGGGCUCUUCCUGCGGCUGGAGGGGCUGCUGGCCGAGCAGCCCGGGGCUGCCGACAGCGUGGAGCACUACGUCCUGCGCACCCUCGACUACGUCGCCCAGACCGGCGGCGAGGUGAAGAAAGCCUUCAAGUACCAGCGGCCGUCGCGGCUCUCGGCCCUGCUGACGGCUGCGCUCAGCCUCUGCGCCUGCUGCACCUGCCUGCCCUGCCUCAGUGGGGCCGACCGAUGA
Messenger RNA from Aptenodytes forsteri (emperor penguin), 798 nucleotides. RefSeq names its product syntaxin-1A-like. Bases 1 to 798 code for a protein of 265 amino acids. Gene Ontology annotation, biological process: vesicle-mediated transport. Lineage: Eukaryota; Metazoa; Chordata; Aves; Sphenisciformes; Spheniscidae. The transcript is spliced from 4 exons. Gene Ontology annotation, cellular component: membrane. The record is from RefSeq and is a predicted model, not a curated record.